GUCUACACGCUGACCAAUAGGAUCGAGCGCUGUUAUCGGCAGAGGGAAAAAAAUCCUUACAGUCGCCAUGAUACAGCAGCGGAAACGGCUGAGAAGUAGCUAGAAAACAAAAGAGAACACGCAGUCCUCGCGAUUUGGUAUGCUCUUGCAGUGUUAUAGGAAUGCCCAAGGAAAAAUAUGACCCGCCGGAUCCCAGGCGGAUGUAUACAAUCAUGUCUACCGAGGAAGCAGCCAACGGGAAGAAGUCAUACUGGGCUGAGCUGGAAAUCAGUGGCCGUGUAAGGAGUCUCAGCACAGCCCUAUGGUCUCUCACCCACCUCACUGCCCUGCAUCUAAGUGACAAUUCAUUGUCACGCAUCCCACCAGACAUUGCCAAAUUACACAACUUGGUGUACCUGGAUCUGUCAUCCAAUAAGAUCAGGAGUCUGCCGUCAGAGCUUGGCAACAUGGUGUCUCUCAGGGAACUGCUUUUAAAUAACAACCAGUUGCGGGUUCUGCCAUUUGAAUUGGGGAAACUGUUUCAGUUACAAACACUGGGGUUGAAAGGAAACCCACUUGCACAAGAAAUUAUGAGCCUCUACCAGGAACCCGAUGGCACGCGGAGACUGCUCAAUUACUUGUUAGACAAUCUGGCAGGGGCCAUCAAACGCUUACCAACAGAGCAACCCCCAGCUCGCUCAUGGAUCUCACUCCAGGAACCAGAUCGUUCACGGGGCUCAGCACUGUUCUCUGUGAUGUGCUACAAUGUGCUGUGUGAUAAGUACGCCACACGACAACUGUAUGGUUACUGUCCCUCCUGGGCUCUAAACUGGGAAUACAGGAAGAAAUCAAUCAUGCAGGAGAUUAUGGGCUGCAAUGCGGACGUCAUGAGUUUACAGGAAGUUGAGACCGAGCAGUACUACAAUUUCUUCUUGCCUGAGCUGAAGGAGCAGGGAUAUGAGGGGUUCUUCAGUCCAAAGUCACGAGCUAGGACGAUGUCUGAGUCGGAUCGUAAACACGUAGAUGGAUGUGCAAUUUUCUACAGGACGGAAAAGUUCAGUGUAGUACAGAAACACACAGUGGAGUUUAACCAGCUGGCCAUGGCUAACUCCGAGGGCUCAGAGGCUAUGCUGAACAGGGUGAUGACCAAGGACAACAUCGGAGUAGCUGUACUGCUUGAGGUCCGCAAAGAGAUGAUGGAGCUCUCCUCUGGAAAGUCACUCCACGGCAUGGAGAAGCAGCUCCUUCUGGUAGCCAAUGCCCACAUGCACUGGGACCCAGAGUACUCUGAUGUAAAGCUCGUCCAGACCAUGAUGUUCCUGUCGGAAGUGAAGAGCAUAGUGGACAAGGCUACACGCAGCCUAAAGUUGUCCUCUGUGUCUGGUGAAACUAAUGCCAUUCCACUGGUGCUGUGCGCUGACCUCAACUCUCUGCCUGACUCUGGCGUAGUGGAGUACCUGAGUACUGGCGGAGUGGACUGCACCCACAAAGACUUCAAGGAGCUACGUUACAGCGACUGCCUGACCAAAUUUAACUGCAACGGCAAGAACAGCACGGCCAACGGCAGGAUCACCCAUGGCUUCAAGCUGAAGACCGCUUACGAGAACGGCCUGAUGCCUUACACCAACUACACCUUUGACUUCAAGGGCGUCAUUGACUAUAUUUUCUACUCCAAGCCUAACCUGAACGUGCUGGGUAUCUUAGGCCCACUGGACCCACACUGGCUCGUAGAGAACAAUGUCAGCGGCUGCCCACAUCCCCACAUCCCCUCCGACCACUUCUCCCUCUUUGCUCAGCUGGAGCUGCUCCUGCCCAACUUGCCCUCCCAGGUCAACGGGCUCCAUUUGCCUGCUCGCAGGUAGUGAGUCCCUGCCACACCACCAGGGGGGAACUGCAAACCACAGCCUCUCCCUUUCGUCCUCCCUCCUCCCACUACCAGCUCUUCCCUCCACCACAACGGAGGAGGAAGACAAAAAAAACACAACCUGUAAAAUAAUCAUACAGUGCAGUGAGGUCUGGCCAACAGGGAUUUCGUAUAAUGUUAAAGAUAUUCUAUAUUUUUCUUUGUUUUUUUUUCUUUCUCUUUGUUUUUUUAACAGCUUGAUUCAGUCCUUUUCGUGCAUCAUAUUUUGUGUUUUGGACUCCUUCCCUCCCCCUCCGAAUCCACUCACCCACUUUGUCAUCCAAACUUGAGGGGAUGGUAGCUCUCACAGAUUUGUCACACUGGGCGUUGUUUGGUUUCAGAACCGGGGGGUGGGGGACUUGGAAAUGACGUCCACCUGAAAAAUCUCCAUAGCUGAUGGUCUGCUUGUCUGUCUGUCGUGUAUAAAUCUAAAACCAGCAAAGACAGCAGACUCGUAACUCUCAGACCCAGGUGUGGUCAGUCGGAGCAGCUGUUAGCUGAUAGAUGUGCGUCGCACGAGGUGGAUGGAGUGCAGCUCGCAUGAGGGGAGAUUUUCUGCUGUCAUUCUGUGGUGCUGAGGCCUAUGUGUGCUCGUGGCCUCCCAUGGUGCUACAAGAUAGUCUCCACCUCUGACUCCGGCCCUGGUGCAUUAGUUCCCAAACGCACAAAUGCCUCAAGAACCAGGCGUUCGAGAAUUACAUCCACCUGAUUAGGCAUAAGCAGUAUGUAGUGUUCCUUUGACAAGGGAGUGUGUUGAGAGCAACUGAGAGCAGCUACCAUCCUUUUUUGCAGACUACUUUACCCCAGCUUGUUUAGUUAGCUAGGCUAGUCUUGUGCUUAGGAGCUCGUGUGGCCCACAAAUCACCUUUUUUUGGGGGGGCAAGGGGGUUUUGGGCUGAUGGAAAACGUGAUGGAGGGACUAUUGCAAAUCUUUCCUUUAUCUCGAUUGCUUUUAGGCAGAGAGAGUGAGUAAUGGCUGAUACCAGGAGUAAAACCAGCAUUCCUCUCACUGUCGGGAGUUGCCAUCCAACUCCGCACAUGCAGGCUUACACACAGACACUUGCAUACACACACACACAGGUAAUUUGAAGGCAGAUCUGUAGCACUAUCUCUGAGGCCAGUAGUGACUUUCCCCAGCCAUAAAUUACAUACACAAAAGCAGUGGGUUUUUUUCACAAGUGUUUGUACAGAAUAGAAAUCUCGACUCAGUCUUUACAUGAUUGUAUAUGAACCACAAAAGACCUGUUUUCUGGCGUUUUUUGUACGAAGAGUAAAUUAUGAUCCGAUUUGGGAAAAAAAAGAUUGUAUUGUAAACUAUGGCUAAAUUUUUAUCCAGUUAAUGUAUGAUGAAUUGAUAUUACCAGCUUGUACAAAAGACGUAAGAAGAGGUUGUUCAAGGCGUUCACUGUCACUAUUUUGCACUCCCUAGAGAUUAACUGUAAUAAAUGUGUCAGUAUUGUUUUUAUUUUUGGUCCCCCCCCCCCCGCUGUCAUUUUGAUUUGCCGGCACAUUGCUGCGAUUGUAAAUAGACACUUAUUAAACUCUGCCUGUUGCUUCUUGCCCAUUAACAAAGCCAUCGAUCCACACUGCUGCCAUUCAGUUCAGAAGAAGACGCGCAAGAACGAGUCAGCGGCUCACCAGUGACUCCACAUCUGUUCAUUUGUUCAUCUCUCACCCACUCGCCAGUGAUGCGUAACUGAUACGAACCUAUAUGAAUCCCAAACAUCACAUAAACACAGAACAUCGUGCCUCACUGUAGCAGUUGUCUUGCACUAUUAACAUUUUACGAACGCCUGAACAACCUUUUCUCCUUUUAUUUUUAAAUACUGUUGGGACAUUUGUGAAGAUUUUAUGUCUUUCUUUUUUUUUGUUAAUGUUAAUUUCCUCUUUUUUUAUGAGCUGUGACAAUGUUAUGAUGAUGUGUAUAAUAUCCUUCCUAUUCAUUGAGCUCUAGUAAUCAGGUAUGCUUUUCCCACCCACCCGUUCUCCACGACUUAUGAAUAUGAGACUUACUAAAUCCACUCUUGAUUGUUUUUCUGUGCCCAGACCCUCAAAAUACUGAGCCCUUUGCUCCUCUGGCCAUGAGUUUUAAAUCUCAACAAGCUUGUCCAUCACCCUAAUACCCCACCACCCUAAAUUGCCCAAACCAAGACUUUACUUACCCCACUGUAUUACUCAAGCUGUGUCGUUUAAACCCCUUUGCGCAACCACUUUGUAUAGUUCUCCUACCCUUGUCACUGCAGCUAUAUAGUGCCAUCUUCAGACCCCCCCACCCCCCACCCCUACCUCUGUAUUGGGAAAAGGUGGAAGGCUGCUUAUGGAUGAGGGGCGUCAGAAAUCGGCUGCUUUUCUCUGUCGCUGUGAUUCAAGUUUGUCACAUCCCAGAUCCACGAGAGAAGUCGGUGAUCACUGGUGAGACAACUACUCAAAACAGCCAUGCUUUUAUGAGGGCACAACUGAUGAUUGAGCACUUAGCGGACACAGAUGACGCUGCCCUCGCUCCCUGUCCCAUCACAGUAGUGAGGAAAGAUCUUAUUACUACAAUGUAUAUGUUUAAAAAGACAUUUUUAAAAGCAAGAGGGAAGCAAGUAAAUAGGAAGUAUAAAUUUAGUCUUCAGAUCUUGUCCCAUUUGUUUGCCCCCCUUCAUGUUUGUUUUUUUUUAACUCUUUGUUUUCCAGUGGAAACCAAUGUGUCCAGUUUGCUUCUCUUUUUUUUUUUUUUUUCCUGAAUGGCAUUAGUAUUGUAGUAGAUUUAAAGGCUAGCUUUUUUUGUAAAGUGUGAAUAAAAGAUGUAUCUCAUGUUUCCUUUCUAAGAAAAAGAUAUUGAAUUGUGUUGUUGAUGUGUAAAUCAUGAAUUUUAUGAUGAUCUGUUCGCUGCAUUGUCCUUGAUUUUACUCCCCGCUCCCACGAUUUUGCUCUUAUCUCGUCACGAACCAAAUCCUCUGUAGAAAUCAUGAGACAUUGUCUUGGAGAAGUUGAAUGUUCUUGAUGACGCUUGGUACCGUGGGGUUACUGCUUGUUGAAGGCACUUGGACUAGCUGCGUCGUUGGUAUCGGAACUUUCAGCACAGGGAUAUUCAAUCUUUUCUUUUUCUCAGCUUUAUUUUGGGAUGUUGCAUGGCGCUAGCUGUGGAGAGUGCUAGUGCCUGUAGGUUAGGGCAGCAGAGCUGUCUUACCACUGGUCACACUUCGGUAUAAUAGAACACUGUUCUCACUGGUGUUAAACUUGUGUUGAAGACUAAGGUAAUGUUGUGCCGCUGGUCACAAGACUGGUCCUGUGAUAUUAUUGUUUGAAGUACCGCUAGUCCAUCUCACUCUGUGCUCGUGCAUCACAGUGGUAAAGUCACUUAUACUAGUAGGUUACUAUCAGUAGUCACUAAUUUGACACUCGAGUAUCUACUGUUGUCGCCUCUCCCUUUUCAUCACACUGACUUUGGCUUCUGAUUGAAAAUCUGGGAAAAUCACAGGGCUGAGUGAAUAAUUAAGCCCCUCCCCCUUAGUUUCAGCCAGUGAUGACAUUGUUGGCGUACUUUUUUCACUGUUGCAUUGUGUUUCAUAGUUGGGCUUUUCUAGGCGUAGAGUGAUUUUUUCCCAGGCUGCAUCUCUGUAACGGUGCGCACCAAAGCUGCUUGUAGUUCAGUUUCCUGUCGUACAGCUUGUUUCACCAACCAGUGAGCAUGUGUUCUUUUCUCUCACCUCGCGUCGUAGUCUUCAUUAAAUGUAGGGCUGUAAGGAAAGCAAGGUACUUGGUCCUUUUUUCCUCACACACAUCUAUCGUCGUUCUCGCCAUUGUGUGGAUGUACCUCAGCAACUCAACCCUUCAACUCAAUUUAAACGCAUCCUUUUUCCAACAACUUGGCAAUAAUAACUAGACGCCUUCAGAAUGGGUUUUUAAAACAUUUUAUCUGGAAAAUGUAGCUUUCUCAUCUUUCAAACUGUGGUCUCUCUUUUCUUUUUUGCUCAAUAACUCGACAUUUACCACCUCAGACGAUUUCAUGAUCUAAAAACUGUUAUAAGCUUCUUUUUUUUUUUUAAAGAAUAAUUCCUUGUGUCAGUCAUCUUGUAUAUUUGCUCAUAUCCUUCUCCCUGCUGAUCUAGUGGUAGUUGUUCAAUGAUCAGGAUUGUCUAUCUGUAGUCAGCUGAGUACAUAUAUUGAUCUGUGUCACUGUGUUUAUGCACUGGACCAACUAUUGUUUACCAUUCAUGAAAUACCAGCAAAAAAAAAAAAAAAAAGAUGAAACAAUUGCACAAUGUUGUAGAAUGUCCAUUAACCCAGAUGAGAAAUCAAGGCAGCUGUUUUCAAAUCAACACAUACUGUUUUAAAAAGAAACUGAAUGGUAAACAAUGCUUUCUCUUGUACCCUCUUAGCCGUCCUCUUGAUUCCUUUUGGAGUAGUUUUGUUCUUUGAUUUGUUUCUGUUUGACAACAGGUUCUGCUCGUUUCCUUUACACCUACCUAUGUAUUUUCCUACUUCUGGUUGAAAAUAAAUUCUAUAUUAUCUGUU
Solea solea (common sole) is the source of this 6385-nucleotide messenger RNA. It is a transcript of the gene cnot6a, whose product is annotated as CCR4-NOT transcription complex, subunit 6a. Gene Ontology annotation, biological process: nuclear-transcribed mRNA poly(A) tail shortening. The record is from RefSeq and is a predicted model, not a curated record. Gene Ontology annotation, molecular function: protein binding; poly(A)-specific ribonuclease activity. The transcript has 12 exons. The coding region runs from base 162 to 1841 and encodes 559 amino acids. Lineage: Eukaryota; Metazoa; Chordata; Actinopteri; Pleuronectiformes; Soleidae. Gene Ontology annotation, cellular component: CCR4-NOT complex; cytoplasm; nucleus.